UAUAUAGCUUCGAAAUUGGUAAUCAACUUCAGAAAGUUCAAGCCUCUAGUCCCUUGGUACUAACAGUUUCUCUCUAGUGCAUAUACUCGCCACCCCCAACAAAAUAUAUCUUUAAGGCAUGGAGAUUGAUCAAUCAGCAACUCAAGAGAAGGCCAGGCCUUUGACUCGUGCACGGGGCUUGCUCAAGGCCUUGCCUGGCAAGGCCGAGGCCGAGGUUAUAGGGUUUGCAAAAAGCGUAAGAAAACUUGGACAAGAUGACCCAAGAAGAAUCAUCCAUUCCCUAAAAGUGGGACUAGCUCUCACACUGGUGUCCUCAAUAUAUUACUUGAGGCCUCUCUAUAAGAGCUUUGGGGAAGCAGGAAUCUGGGCUGUGCUAACAGUGGUGGUAAUUUUUGAAUUCACCGUAGGUGGAACAUUGAGCAAGAGUUUGAAUAGAGGUUUCGCAACAUUACUUGCUGGAGCUCUAGGACUUGGAGCUCAACACCUGGCCAGUCUCUCCGGAGAGAAAGGGCAGCCCAUUGUCCUUGGAAUUCUUGUCUUCUUAUUAGCUGCAGCAUCUACGUUCACACGAUUUUUCCCUCGAAUCAAAGCUAGAUAUGACUAUGGAGUCUUGAUAUUUAUAUUAACAUUCAGUUUGGUAUCUGUUUCUGGGUAUCGAGUUGAAGAACUCUUGGUGUUGGCAAGUCAAAGACUAUCAACAAUACUAGUGGGUGGGGCAAUAUGCAUGAUUGUGUCCAUCUGUAUUUGUCCUGUUUGGGCAGGUGAAAAUCUUCAUAAUUCGGUUGCUUCCAAUAUAGAAAAUCUUGCAAGCUACCUAGAAGGUUUUGGAGGUGAAUAUUUUCAUUCCGGUGAAGGUUCCGAUAGCGACAGAUCAUUUCUUCAAGGAUAUAAAAAAGUCCUCAAUUCAAAACCCACAGAUGAAACCAUGGCAAAUCUUGCAACAUGGGAACCUGGACACGGCCGCUUUGGUUUCCGGCAUCCGUGGAAACAAUACUUGAAGAUUGGAGCGCUCUCGCGUCAAUGUGCUUACCAGAUUGAAACUCUUAAUGGCUACAUUAACUCUGAUAACCAAGCACCACUAGAAUUCCGAUGCAAAAUCCAAGAAUCAUGCACACAGAUAAGUGCAGAGUGCGGGAAGGCACUGAAAUCACUGGCAUCGGCUAUCAAAAGCAUGACUUUUCCAUCCUCAGCAAAUGUCCAUGUGGAGAACUCCAAAACCGCGGUCAAGGACCUUAAAAUUUCUCUCAAAGCUGUCUCACUCGAGCAUGAUCAAGAACUUUUAGCUAUUUUGCCAGAUGCAACAGUAGCAUCGAUACUGGUAGAGAUUGUUGUGUGUGUGGAGAAAAUAUCCGAAUCAGUACACGAGCUCUCUAAUCUAGCACACUUUAAGAGCGUGGAACCUACUGUGUCACCAGAGAAACCCCAAUUACUUCACCGAGGAGCCAUAAAUCCUGUUUUAGAAGGUGACAGUGACCAUGUCGUUAUUACAAUACAUGAAACGUCAACAGAUUCUCAAGAAAAUGAGAAUCCUAAGGCACCAAAGGUUGGCCAACGUGUAGAAUUGUAAUUAUUUGUUACUGACAAUCAUGUAGCUAGCUUCUAGCGUUGGACUAUUUUAGAGGGAAGGGUUGAUAAUACUGUAAGAAAAAUUUUUCCAUGACUUCAUGGAUUCCUUUGCAACAAGUUCUACUAGAAGAACUAGAAAUGGCAGAGGUUUAUUAAAAAA
Molecule: messenger RNA, 1726 nt
Organism: Populus euphratica (Euphrates poplar)
Lineage: Eukaryota; Viridiplantae; Streptophyta; Magnoliopsida; Malpighiales; Salicaceae
Product: aluminum activated malate transporter family protein
Exons: 6
Coding region: 119-1567 (482 amino acids)
Biological process (GO): malate transport
Source: RefSeq, a predicted model, not a curated record